Molecule: messenger RNA, 528 nt
Organism: Acytostelium subglobosum LB1
Lineage: Eukaryota; Evosea; Eumycetozoa; Acytosteliales; Acytosteliaceae
Exons: 1
Coding region: 1-528 (175 amino acids)
Source: RefSeq, a predicted model, not a curated record
AUGACUGUUGAAGGUGAUGAUGAUGAUGUUGCAGAGUAUGAUAGCUUAGAUAGCUUCGUAACAAAGAACAACUCUACUCUACCAAGUGAAGUCACUCAACUCAAUCGUUUAAAGGAUGAAGACAUCAACAUCAACAGUAUAUUGGAUAGUAUAAACACAGUCAACAGUAGUAGUACAUUAACUACAACAGCAGCAACAACAACAACAACAACAACUACAUCAAAUACAACUAUAACAUCAUUGGAUGACGAUGAUGACGAUGAUGACCUACCUGCUAUCACUUCAACAAUAACAAAACACUUUAGUACAGAGGAGGAGAUGUUGAUGUUCAACAUUGAGGAUUUGAAGAAGUUCAUCGAUCAGUUGGAACGAUCAAACAUGGAGUUGGCAACAGUCUACGCCAAUGACGACCCCGACCCCGUCUACUACGAGGCCAUCACCGAGAACAUGGGCAUAAUCGACAGAAAGCAACGCGAACUAAAGGUCCUAGAAGACAGGCUAAUAGAGAAGCAAGGUCUCUACAUGUAA